UUAGAUAUAUAGAUCAAUCAUUGCAUAUACAUACACACCGUCGAUACAUGCCUACAUAUAUAAUCUUCACGACACACACACAAUACGGUUGCGCCAAAAGCGGUUAAAUCGAAAUGAACGUCGGAAAUAUCGCCUCCAGCCCGGCCGACCAAUCGCCGGAAAAAGGCAAACCCAUCGGAGUAUCCUCCACUCCGGCGAACAAAUCGCCGGGAAGUGACGCGAUCAAACUACCGCCUUCGCUUGCCGCGAAGAAUGACGUUCCGAUAAAAUCGCCGUUGCCGCGGUUGCAGACGCAGUCGGAGGCGACGGCGUCGGCGGGAGAAGAUGCUCCGGCGCUUCCGCCGCAUAUAAGGAAUGCUAUGUUCCCGACUGCUGAUCCUGGAUCCGUUGUUAGCGGGGGAGGCAUAAGUUUUCUCACUGGAAACCGAAACGCAAAGUUCAGCUAUGGUUAUUCUAGUUUCAAGGGUAAAAGAUCUUCAAUGGAGGAUUUCUAUGAAGCAAGUAUAUCUGAAGUUGAUGGUCAGAUGGUUGCCUGCUUUGGCGUCUUUGAUGGUCAUGGUGGCUCCAGAACUGCAGAAUACCUGAAGAACAAUCUUUUCAAAAAUCUAAGUAGCCAUCCAGAUUUUAUUAAAGACACCAAGUCAGCUAUUGUUGAUUCAUUUCGCCGGACAGAUGCGGAUUACCUCAAUGAAGAAAAAACCCAACAAAAAGAUGCAGGAUCAACUGCGGCAGCUGCUGUAUUGGUGGGGGAUCGGUUGCUUGUAGCUAAUGUGGGAGAUUCUAGAGUUGUUGCAUCUAGAGCCGGCUCAGCUAUACCUCUAUCCGUUGAUCACAAGCCCGAUAGAUCUGAUGAACGUGAGAGGAUUGAACAGGCUGGGGGUUUCAUCAUUUGGGCAGGAACUUGGAGGGUUGGCGGUGUUCUUGCUGUUUCCCGUGCAUUUGGAGAUAAACUACUAAAGCCAUAUGUGGUGGCUGAUCCAGAAAUUCAGGAAGAAGAAAUUGAGGGUUUUGAUUUUUUAAUCAUUGCAAGUGAUGGACUUUGGAAUGUCUUUUCGAAUAAGGAUGCUGUGGCUAUGGUGCAGGAUAUUUCUGAUGCAGAAGCAGCAUCUAGAAAACUCAUAGAAGAAGCUUAUGCAAAAGGGAGCUCGGACAAUAUAACGUGUAUGGUUGUCCGAUUUGAUGGCCAGUGAGAGAUGCAUAAAGGUCUUGUAUUGCCCACCUUGUAUCUUCUUGCAUUUGAGAUAAAUUACUCUUCAAACUACAAAUACCAAGGAUCUUGCAGGCUUGAAGAACUGGAGUCUUAAAAUGGAAUCUUGUGAUUAUUGUAAUGAAGAAGCUUCAGUACAUUCCGUGUUUUUUAGGCUAACUAGUAAUCAACUUCUUGGUGUUUGUAUUAUCACAUGUCACAUUUUUUAUUGUUUCUUAAUAGAUGUAUCCACACAAAUGCUAAAUUAUGUUUCUGUAGUCUAUAUGUAUCGGACUUCUCAAAAAGGUACAAGUAUGAGUUGAGGAUGAGAGCAAGUUUGGAACUUGUGGGCCAGUGUCACUGCUGGCAUGUUGUGUUUGUUGUUUCUAAACACAUCUGACUUGUAAUAAUGUGUGCAUAUUUAUAAAGGCUACUUGAUUUGAACAA
Molecule: messenger RNA, 1633 nt
Organism: Daucus carota subsp. sativus
Lineage: Eukaryota; Viridiplantae; Streptophyta; Magnoliopsida; Apiales; Apiaceae
Product: probable protein phosphatase 2C 45
Exons: 8
Coding region: 114-1190 (358 amino acids)
Biological process (GO): peptidyl-threonine dephosphorylation
Molecular function (GO): protein serine/threonine phosphatase activity
Source: RefSeq, a predicted model, not a curated record